AAAAAAAUAAAAAAGAGAGAGACGGGGUUCGUCUCGUCUUCCUUCCUCAACCCGCUCGUCCCCGAUCUAGGGUUCCGUUCCCCACCCCCGAUCAUGGCGAAGUGACAUGUUCUAGGGUUAAGGUUAGGGUUUCGUCUCCUCCCCCACUUUGCCCCGCUUACGAUGUUCCUCCUCCACCCGCGUCGAGAUGCGUUGGUGGAAGAGCUCCAAUCCCCCCCCCUCCUCCUCCUCCUCCUCCACCGCCUCCUCCGUCUCCUCCGCCGCGUCGCCGAGCCGCGGCCGUGAGUCGCAGCCGCGCCUCACGCGCCAGCGCAAGCUCCGCUACCUCGACGACGCCGAGCUCGGCUCCUUGGCCUCCUUCGACUCCUCCGCCGACCCCGUUCGCUCCCCGCCGCCGCCGAGGUCGUCUUCGUCGCCGCCGGUGUUGUCACCGCACCCGCUUCCGCUUCCGGAGGCCGCCGCUGCUGCCGCCCAAUUGAGCUCCGUCGGUUGCCCCCUCCCUUCGCCGAGAGGGUGGCCGGGUAGAGCGGAGGGAGAGGCGGGGAUUGUCUCGGCGAGGGAUUGUGUGCGAUUGUCUCUCAGUGAGCCGGUCGGAGGCGAGAGGGCCUCGUCGGUAUCGCCUGUUGGGAGGUUGGCAUACCAAACUGCUCGAAGAAGUACAGGGGGCAGUGAUGUACUAUCAAAUGGAUCAGCCUAUAAUCAUCAUCGAAAGCUAUUCCAGGACAUGGAUACAACUGAAACGGAGGAUUUUAAAUUGAAUAUACCUGCAAAAAGUGCUCCAACCAGUGGGCUUGCAAGCCCAGUUCGGAGCCCUCGAAGAUCAAGUAACGGACUUAAUAUUUGGUCAGCUCCGGCAAUCCCUUCCAUGGAUUCAACAACAACUACUCUCUCGUGCCAAACUUCACCUGAAAGAAUUUUCAGUAAUUCUGGCCGUUCGGCCCGUUACAGUCCAACAACAAAGAAUACAAUAUGGAGAUCAAGCGAUUCGAGUGCUCCCCCAUCACCAGUCCAUUCUAAAAUGUUUCCAGAUAAUUCUGUUUUGCGGCAUGACAGUAAUGGGAGUGCUAAUGUUCACCCACUGCCUCUCCCUCCUGGAGCCGCAGUUCCUUUGCAUUCCCCUGCUGCUCAUCGAAGUGCAUUGAAAGCUGAGGCUUCUCCAAUGACCGGUCAGUGGCAAAAAGGGAAACUUAUUGGGAGUGGUACAUUUGGGAAUGUUUACGUUGCCACCAAUAGGCAAACUGGAGCUUUGUGUGCAAUGAAGGAAGUCAAUAUUAUUGCGGACGACUCCAAAUCUGCAGAAUGUUUGAAGCAGUUAGAGCAGGAAAUAAAAUUUCUUAGUCAAUUCAAGCAUCAAAAUAUAGUGCAAUAUUAUGGGAGUGAAAUUAUUGAUGAUCGUUUUCACAUAUACUUGGAGUAUGUUCAUCCUGGUUCAAUCAACAAAUACGUCCGUCAACAUUGUGGAGCUAUGACAGAAUCAGUGGUUCGUAAUUUCACUCGUCAUAUUCUUAAUGGACUGACUUACUUGCAUAGCAAGAAGAUAAUGCAUCGGGAUAUUAAAGGAGCCAAUUUACUUGUGGAUGCAAAUGGUGUUGUCAAGUUGGCUGAUUUUGGGAUGGCGAAACAUUUGAGUGAUGCUGCACCCAAUCUUUCAUUGAAGGGAACACCAUAUUGGAUGGCUCCCGAGGUUGUACAGGCUACAAUGAAGAAAGAUGCUGGUUAUGAUCUUGCUGUAGACAUUUGGAGUUUGGGAUGUACCAUCAUUGAAAUGUUCACUGGAAAACAUCCAUGGAGUGGCCUUGAAGGGGCUGCAGCUAUGUUCAGGGUUUUGCACAAAGACCCACCAAUACCUGACAGAUUAUCCUCUGAGGGAAAGGACUUUCUCCGGCGCUGCUUUCGUAGGAAUCCUGUGGAUAGGCCAACAGCAACCAUGCUAUUGGACCAUCCGUUUAUUCGGAACUCACAUCACUACAACCUCCAUGGUUCAAUACACUCGUUUGCAGGGAUUAAGCUCAUUGAUCCUACAUGUAACCCUAGAGACAAAACAAAGUCCUCUAAAAGCGACUCGUGUGUGAGAGGAAAACCGUCUGCCAAUGGUAAAACAAACCACUCUUAUAGUGAGACUUCAAAGCUAGCAGCAGUGUGUACUUCACCGCCAUCCAAUGCCGAAAUAGUUACUACUAUGCUUUCUCCACAUUCAAAGUGCAUCACAUCAGCUAAAACUAGCUCUGAAUCAAUUGUUCUCAACGGUAUCAAUUCAACUGAUGGAAAUCCUCACCCCUGUGCAUUGCCUAAGCCUCAUGCUAAGGAACUUUGAAAUCGAUUCUCUCAUAAAUAUUAAUGGUCACUGCACGACAGCAAUUCAAAGUUUUCGAGGAUCCUGAGUUGCAUAGCUGGUAGCAUCCACACCAUCUUCCAUGUGCUCUACCACUGUUCCUUUUUUUUUCUUUUCGUUUUUUUUUUUUGUUUUUCCUUCGUUUUCAUUUUUUCUAGAGUUAGAAAUAGAGGGAGGUUUUGUGUAAGCUGAUUAAGUGAUUCUUUCCAUGAAUCGGAGAGUAGGGUUGAUUUAAUCUUGUGCACUACUGUUUCUUGUUGUAUGUACCAAAUAACAUCAGAAAAAAGGAGGUUGGAGUUAUACGGCAGUUGUAUUAGGUAGUAAUAUUGAUGACAACUGUACAGUUUAUGUAUUGUGUUAAAAUUCAUUUGUAGAUAAAUUAAGCUCUCUGAGGAUCUCUUUUAUGGAUAAUAAA
Messenger RNA from Ananas comosus (pineapple), 2747 nucleotides. RefSeq names its product mitogen-activated protein kinase kinase kinase 5-like. Gene Ontology annotation, molecular function: ATP binding; protein kinase activity. NCBI's taxonomy places the organism in Eukaryota, Viridiplantae, Streptophyta, Magnoliopsida, Poales, Bromeliaceae. The coding region runs from base 188 to 2314 and encodes 708 amino acids. Gene Ontology annotation, biological process: protein phosphorylation. The transcript has 11 exons. The record is from RefSeq and is a predicted model, not a curated record.